This is a messenger RNA of Etheostoma cragini (Arkansas darter), 2754 nucleotides long. It is a transcript of the gene cenpi, whose product is annotated as centromere protein I. The transcript is spliced from 20 exons. Bases 266 to 2473 code for a protein of 735 amino acids. Gene Ontology annotation, cellular component: kinetochore. The record is from RefSeq and is a predicted model, not a curated record. NCBI's taxonomy places the organism in Eukaryota, Metazoa, Chordata, Actinopteri, Perciformes, Percidae.
CUGUUUUCGAUGUUCUUCGGCGUAGCCCUCUCUCUUGAUGUAGUCAGAUGAACAGCUACUUGACUGGCACUAGGACUGUAAUAAUUGUAGUCCUAGUUGACUGUGGGUUGAAGGCAAUACAGACUACAACGUCCGGGAAGCAAUCGAGCGGAAAGACUACACUGCACACGCGCAGACCAAACGGUCGCGCGGAAGAUUUGAGUUUUGUUUGAAUGGCUGAGGACGGAGUAGAGCACAAUGUUUUUAAGUGUUUAGCAAUGUAGAAAUGGCAGCAAAGUUAAACCUGUCGGGGCCGCCGGAUUCCGACACGUCGUCUCCAAACGACGAGUCUGUGUCCAGCCGGAGCAGUAACAGAAGUCUGAGAGUCGCAGAUAAGGCGAGGAGAAAGAACGAGGCGGAAGACCCAUUUGUUCUGGCCCUGAAGUACUUCUCUGACGUUGAAGCGGGUACUCCUUUGUACGGGAAUGAUGAGGUGGAGAGGAACAUGGUGCUGGUGGAGAAGUUGGCCUACAGUAAAGGACUUUCCCCAGAGACCAUCUCUAUUAUGCUGGAGUUUGCCAUGAGCCUCCGAAUGGGGACUAUUCUAUGUCCCCGGGUGCUGAAAUGUCUGAUUCCUGCCACUGUGGUACCUCAGGAGGCUGUUGUUCGAGCGUUUGUAUGGCUGGGGGUUGGCAAAAUACCUGUCAGCACACAAAUUCUUUUCAUAAAGUGGGUGUUGACUGUAUUUGACAUGAUUGACGCAAAGGACCAACUUCGUUCUAUCUAUGGCUUCAUCUUUAGCUUUGUCACAGAGGAAAAUCUGUGUCCUUUCAUCUGCCAUCUGCUGUACCUUUUGACCAGAAAGGAAAGUGUGCGUGUCUUCAGAGUCAGGAAGCUACUGGAGCUACAGUCUAAACUGGGAAGGCAGCCGUUCCUCCUGAACCUUCUGUCACUUUACAAAGUGUUUUGCCCUGAACUGGUGACACUCUCCAUCCCAUCACGAAUCAAGAGUGUGUUUAGAAACCACAACAUGCCCUGGAGAUCAGCUUUGAUUGCUGUCCAGAAGAGGGACUGUUCCCAGGCUUCCUCCAGCAUCAGUCUGGCCUCCACAAUCAGAGAUAAGACCAACCCCAGGAAAAGGAAACACUGCCACCUGGUCUUGCCAGCAUUGUGUUCUGUAGUUAAUAAAGAGGCUCAGACGGAGCCGUCCUCCAGCAGGAAGGUGGUCCCGCUGGUACAACUCCACUCCUUUGCUCAGCUCCUGGAAAAUAUGCACCGUAUAGAGCUGCCCGCUCAGAUGGGCUCACUGCUUGGCUCCAGUCUGGCACUGCAGUACCUGGACUGUGUACAGGAUGAGUCUGCCCUCCUACGCCUCAACUUCUGGCUAGGCUACGCUCUCCACGAAGAGUUUUUGUUCUGCGGCGAUGGAGGAGCCUCCCAGAAUUCAGAAGAAGCUCUGCAGUUUUUGAACAGGUUGCUGUCUACACAGCACUUUCUCCAGGAGGGGUUUUCCAGUUCAGAGGCUUUUCUCUACAAAUUUCUCAAUGUUUGGGAUGGUUCCCUCCUCCGCCCACAGAUCCUCGGCCUGCUGAGCAACAUUCCUGUUAUCCCCAGUUCCCAAAUCAGAUGGCUUCUAUUUGAGCCCCUCAUGCAGCUUUUCUUUACCUCUUCACUGUUUUUCAAGUGUGGACUGAUGGAGUGUCUAAACAAUAUGCUGUUAAAGUGGCUGACCUGGCACUCAGUGUAUGCUCUGGAGGACGACUUAGACAUCAGUCUCAACAGCCACACAUCCAUAAACAUGACUCUGUCAGGGUUCAAGGAUUCAGUGAUGGAGCUGGUUGACUUUGUGGGUCGGCUGGCCUCUUUGGGCCUUCAGCUUGAAGGCUGCCACUCUCUCCUCCUCAGCUUCAUCCUGGACUUCUAUGAGACGGUGUGUGACACGUUUCUGAAGUAUGGACUCCCCCUCGUGGUGAUACCUCCAACUGGAGUUUUUUACCCGGCCCUAUUUGCCUCUGACCCUGUUAGCGUGGACCGACUGGCCUACAUCAUGUACAGGUACAAGGUGAACUUGACAUCAGCCAAGAGUCAAGAAACAGAGCAGGCCUUUCACAUCAGCCGUCAGACGUUCCGUGAGUUCAACCACUACGCAGUCGUCAUGGUCAACUGUCUGUGGAACUCCAAAAUGUUUCAACCAGGCAUGGGUAUACAGCUGGGAGAGGAGCUGUUGCUUAAGAGCAAUGUGCCGCAACACUGGACGAGCUUCGACCUCAUCCACCACCCUGCCUUCAUGAGCUACGCCGUCGACUUUCACCAGAAGUGUUGGCCAGGGAGAAAGGACAUGGACCUCAAUUCCAUAAAGCAUUCCAAGCCAUGGAGCUGGUACCUGGAGUAUUUGUUCAGUCAGGGUUAUGACGGCCUGAAACAGUUUGUUCAGAGCAACAUCAUCCGGCAGAAGGCAGCAGGCGACAGGCAGGGCGACAGCUUGUCCACAUAGCAGAGGUAGACGAUCAACUCAAUGGAGAAGAAAAACAACCACUUGUAUCUUACCCGUUAAAAAAAAAAAGACUUGUACAUAUUUCAUUUCCUCGUCUCCUCAUAUCUUUAUGUACAUAAAUGUAUCUUUGUUAUUGUGUAUUCUUACUUAUAGUAUUGUCUAUUGAGUGAUAAUAGACCAUAAAGCCCUGGCAGCCGUUUGCCAGAAGAACAGUCAGUAGAAGGUUUAAGUUCAGUGAAUACACAUUCAACAGGAAGAAUGUAUUUUUAUUGCAAAAAAAA